AUUAUAUCGGGGUGGAUGACGCAACGGGCAGAUGCGAGGCGACCAAGUUGACAUCAUCGACAACUUUAACAAUAUAUUGUAAACCAGAGCACCCCUCAGAAUAAGUAGGUAGGUACAUACCUGGGUACCUAACGACCAUUUUCCCCAACAAUCUUCCCAUCACAUACCUAUCAAGUAAUAUUAACAAUAUCGAAUCAACAUGUCUGCCAACCCGGAUUCCGUAGCCAACCAGGACCAGUUCCAUUCCCGCGUCCCUCCCGCAAAACCGAUGACGACCUCCGGCCACCAACUCGGCCAACAAGUCGGCAACGAGGCCAUCCCCGAAUUCCGCGCCGAGACACACACGCCCGGCAGCGCGCCCGCCCAGCACACCCACCAGCCCAACCCGAUCCACGAGACCCCCGGCCAGGCCCUCAACCCGGACGCGGCGCGCCCCGAGGCCGAGGGCCGCACGGCCCCCCUCGACAUGCCGGGCGCCACUAGUAGCGACGUGCACAGCGCGUCGACGUUGGCGCGGCCCAUGGAGGGGCAGACGCGGAGCGAGAUGCACGGUGCGCAUGCCGUGGGGAAGAGGAAGGGGGAGCGCAGUGGUUUGGAGGGGGUCGGUGCGACGGUGAGUAGGGCGGAGGAUACGGUGGAGGGACGGGUGCGGGCGCUGGGGGCGGAUUUGCCUGAGGGGGUCGAGCGUGGUGUGAAGGGGGAGGCGCCGGGGGCGGAGGAGAGGGUGCCGGCUGGGGCGGGGGAAGUGGCGGCUGAGAGGGGACGGCGUUGAGUCUUAAGGCGGCGGGGUUGGUAGCUAUAGCCUUUGUGUAGGUGGGGGGUUUGUGUUGAUGCUGGGGCCGUUGGUUCAAUGGUUGUGCGUAAGGGGUUGGAAAAGAUGCAACAUGGGGUGGCUUUGCUGAUAUGUACACAAACGAGACGAGAAGGUUCGGCGCCCAAAAUUGUUGAUUCCUUGUAUAGGAGGGUGUGUAACAGUGGAUCAAAUGUAGCCCAUUCGACGACUGUUGCUAGUUCCUUCGGCACGGUGAGGUCUUCAGUGUCUAUAACAAGAUCACCUACCGCAGGUACCGAGGUACCUCCCUCGUGUCGGGACCAAUUUCCCCUACCGGAAAGGUACUAGUUUAGAAACAUGGCAGGGGUGUAAUUAACUCGCCCUUGGAUGGCUGAAUUGAUUCUUG
Molecule: messenger RNA, 1178 nt
Organism: Chaetomium fimeti
Lineage: Eukaryota; Fungi; Ascomycota; Sordariomycetes; Sordariales; Chaetomiaceae
Exons: 3
Coding region: 200-772 (190 amino acids)
Source: RefSeq, a predicted model, not a curated record